This is a messenger RNA of Triticum dicoccoides, 3462 nucleotides long. RefSeq lists its product as uncharacterized. NCBI's taxonomy places the organism in Eukaryota, Viridiplantae, Streptophyta, Magnoliopsida, Poales, Poaceae. The coding region runs from base 184 to 3309 and encodes 1041 amino acids. The transcript has 5 exons. The record is from RefSeq and is a predicted model, not a curated record.
AAAAAAAGCCAUUCCUCUUUCUUUCUUAUAGAAACCCUAAGCUAGGCGGCGGCGGCGGCGAGCCCUUUUCUUAGCCAGAUCUCAACACGGGAAGGCGAGCGGCGGCGAGCCCUUUCAGCCAGAUCCCAACAAGGAAAGGCGCGCGGCGGCGGGGGAGAAGGCGAGGCGAGGACGGCAAGUGAGAUGGAGGCGGAAGGGGAUUCCGGCAAGUCCCAACUUGUCGCUGGCCCUGGGAACCCCGAUUCUCGUGGCACCAAGAAUCCCAGAAGGGAUGAAGCUCUGCUCAGAGAACUCAGGAAGGAGGAGAAGCAACUCAAGGACGAGGAGAGACAACUGAUGAAGGAGAAGGAGGAGCAGAGUCGAGAUUUGUUGGAUAGGAUGGAGCGCAACGCGCAGAGUCGAGAUUUGUUGGAUAGGAUGGAGCGCAACGCGCAGCGGCAACUGCUUGUUACGAAUGAAAUCAGGCGCUUGAGCCAGCAGCAGAUGAGGGCUGUCAAAGCCCGCAGCCUGACUGAAGAAACUGCAGCAGCCUUGGAUGAGCAUGGUGAUCCUGCUAAUGGCGGGGAGCUCAAGCCGGAAACUGCAGCAGCCUUGAACGGGCAUGAGGCUGAUGCUGGUGCUGCUGCUGCUAAUGGUGGGGAGCAGAUGGUGGAAACUGCCGCCUUGGAUGAGCAUUAUGUCGACGGCGGUGGUGAUGAGGAGCACAUGGACUGCGACAUGGAGGACCAGGUGCCCAGGAUCGACUCCAAAUCAGAGUCAGAGGCAGAGGCGGCGACAGGUCCACAUACCAAUGAGUCAACGAUUGAAUCAAAUAUCUCUGUAUCAGACAAGAUAAUACCCAAGCCUACAGCACAUCAUCUUCCCAUCAACAGAGGCGAUGAUGUUGUUGACAAGAUGGACUGCGACAUUUCAUCCAUGGAGGACCUGGUGCCGAGGAUCGACUCCAAAUCAGAGCCAGAGGCAGAGGCAGCGCCAGGUCCAGAUCAUACCAAUGAGUCGACGGUUGAAUCAAAUAUCUCUGUAUCAGGCAAGUCAAUACCCAAACCUGCACAUCAUGUUCCCAUCAAGAGAGGCGAUGAUGUUGUUGACAAGAUGGACAGAGGCAAAUCUGCCCAACAAUUACUCAUCGACUCUGACAUGAUAGCUGCCGAACAGAAGGAAUUUGCUCAGUACGCUGAUGCCUGGGAUGAUAAAUGGGGUCCGGCAGGGUUCGGUCUCUUCCAUUACAUGACGACGGUCAGUUCCAUGCAAUAUACACACUUGAUACCCGGGAGUGCCCCAAGGCAAUAUUGUCGAGCCGCGCCUAGCCUCCAGGUCGUCUCCAUCAGACUGGCAGAAAUUCAAGGUGGUCUGGAAUGGCCGUUGCCAGUGUACGGUAUGAUUGCUGUCAGAGACCACGUGGAUCACAAUCGCAACCUUCUGUUUGUCUGCUAUAGGACCAGCUGUCAGAUACUCAAGGAAAAGGAGCCCUUUUUGGCCUUGACUGGCCCCUCCCGUGCAAUUGUGUGCGAGGAAUCGGUUGACUUUGAAAUCCAACUGAAAGUAAGAGGUACAACAGAGUCUGAAGAUAGAGCAUUGAUCACUGGUGUGUGCACUUACAACAGAGGGGAUGAUACUGUUUGCUUUACCAACUGCUUCUGCACCGUAGAGUUUAGAUUGGAGGUACUUCAGGAAGCAGUCCAGGCCACUGUUUUGGGCGUCCGUGUCAAAGAUGGGUCAUGGCCUUCAGGAUGGGGAGGUCGAGUCGCUUGCUCAGUCAUUGAUGGUGAAAUUGACGACACACCCGGGCAACUUGAGCUGCUUGUUUCUCGUGGCAGUGCCAUGCCCGUGACUUCUAAGGGUUACCUUCUUCUGUCAAGGAAUGUCAUUUCUGUAGAUGUUAACAAGAGCCUGAAUUUUCUCCUAGAGGCCUGCUUACCAUCUGGUGAUAUCAUUGCACAAAAAGAAUUGUCCUUCGAACCCAAACUUUGCAACAUAAGUCAGGAUAGUUGUGAACUUAAUGGUAUUGAGUUGGAGAUCACUGUUGCUUGGUCUAGUCUUGUUUGUGAGAAGCGGGAUAUUUCGGUACAGGGAUGUGUUGGUAACGAGGAGCAGGACUGGGACGUUGCAUCAAUGGAGCAGCAGGUGCCGAAGAUAGACUCGAAAUUGACAUCGGAGGUGGGGCCAGAGGCGGAAACAGAGUUGGCGGUGAGUCUGGAUACCAGUGAAUUGGCGAAUGAAUCGAGUACCUCCAUGUUCGUAUCAGACAAGUCAAUACUCGAACCUGCAGAUUCUGUUGCCGCCAACACAGGUUACGAUGUUGAGAAGAUGUAUAGAGGCAAAUCAGACGAACAAUUAAAAAUUGAGGCCAAGGAGAUGGCUGCCGAACAGAAGAGUUUUGACAUGUAUGUUGAUGCCUGGGAAGGGACAUGGGGGGGUUCUGAUGGGUUCGGUUGCUUCCGAGACAUGACGGCAGUGAGUUCCAUGCAAUACACACACUUGAUACCAGGGAGCACCCCGUUGCACUAUGGUCGAGUCGGGCCUAGCCUGCAGAUCUUCUCCGUUAAACUCGCAGAAAUACGAGGUGGUCUGGAAUGGCCGUUGCCAGUGUACGGCACGGUCGCUGCCCGAGACCAUGUGGAUCACAAUCGUAACCUUCUGUUUGCCCGCAACAGGAGUGAGUGCCAGAUACUCAAUGAAGAGGAUUCCUUUUUGACCUUGACUGGCCCCUCUCGUGCAAUUGUCAGCGAGGAAUCUGUUAUCCUGGAAAUCCAACUAAAAGUAAGAGGUAGAACCAAGUCUCAAGAUAUGCCACUGAUGAAUGGCGUGUGCAGUUACUACAGCAGAAGAGAAGGCCCCAUUUGCUUUAGGAACUGCUUUUGCACCGUAGAGUUAAGUUUGGAGGGACUUCAGAGAACAGUCCAGGCGACUAUUUUGGGUGUCCGUGUCAAAGAGGAGGGGUCAUGGCCUAAAGCAUUUGGAGGUCGAGUUGCUUGCUCAGUCACUGGACCUGACGCCAGUCCUCAGGAAAUUGAGCUGCUUGAUUCUCGUUAUACAGCCAUGCCGAUGACUUCUCAGGGUUACCUUGUUCUAUCAAGGAAUGUUGUCUCUGUAGACUAUCGUGGAAGCCUGAAUUUUGUCUUGGAAGCCUACUCAGAUUCCGGUAAUAAAGUUGCACAAAAAAAUGAGUCCUUCAAGCCCAAGUUUUCCAACAUAAGCAAGCAAACAUGUAAACUCACUGGAGGCAUUGAGUUGGAGAUCACUGUUGCAUGGUCGAGUCUGGUUUCUGAGAAGUGGGACAUCUCGGUACAAGGAUGUGUAUUAUUAUAAGAUAUAUGGCGAGGAGGCUGUUGCUUUGCUCGGUCCUUUUGAUUUGUUGUAUUUUGUGAAUUCUGUACCAGAUAUUCGUGUCAGUUUGUGUCUGUUUCUGUUAGUCUGGUAAUAUGUGUUUCAAUGGCACGCAAAAAAUAUUUGAAAUUGCUC